AUGGACGUGAACACGCAGACAUGUGCCCACGCAAUCCUCUUCUCGGAUCUUGAUGACCUGUUUUGGGAAACUGCCACCGAGAACGAGGCUAUUUGUCAGACAGACCCUUUUCAGGUUGCGACCUGGACGGAUACACACCUGGAUACGGGUGCCAACACACCAGAUCUAUCUGCUAGUGCUCCACAGCUGCACCGCAACACCCGUAGUACGCCCCUGGAGCUCAGGUUGAAGGUCGUCCAGCUCCGAGAGCAGCAGUCCCUACCGUUCUCCACGAUUUCCUCAAUGUUGGCAAUGCCUCUGACAACCGUGAAGUCCAUAUGGCAGACGUACCGGCGGGAGGGGCGUGUGAAGCCACUCCAGGGAGGGGGCUGGAACCAGCGGCCAGACCGCAUGACAGUCGACGCCCGGGUUUCGGGGCCUGUCCAAGCCCGGAUUCUUGAGCUCCGCGCCGCGCACGCCUCGCUCCGGGCCAUCUCGGACAGCGUCUGGCGCGAGUACGGGGUCCGGGUCUCGCGGUCGGCGUGCGGGGCGUUGCUCCAACGGCUGAAGACCCGUGAGUAA
This is a messenger RNA of Giardia duodenalis, 561 nucleotides long. RefSeq lists its product as uncharacterized. The transcript has a single exon. Bases 1 to 561 code for a protein of 186 amino acids. The record is from RefSeq and is a predicted model, not a curated record. Lineage: Eukaryota; Fornicata; Diplomonadida; Hexamitidae.